UUUUUAGAUAAAAUCUUUAAAAUUAUGUAUUUCACGUGUGUCAAUGAAUCACAAGAAAUAAACUUGGGCUGUGAGAUUGAACAAUGUAUUGAUCGACAUUUGAAUGUUUUUCCGUUUGACAAGAAGGAUCUUGUUUAUAUUUUUGGUGAAGACUUUGAUGAAGAGGGUGUGUUUUUAAAGAGUUUUCGAAUAUUCUAACAAUGAGUAGCUUUAGGUUGCCUAAACUAAGAGUGUUUUUUUGGGUAAACUUGAAGGGAGAAGUGGCUAAUAGAAUCUGUUGGUUAAUAGAAACUUCCUCUUUUUCGUCUCCAAGUUUCCAUCCCUACUGCCUUUCUAACCUUUGGUAUCUAGAAAAUUAUGAGUAAAGGGGGAAGUAUGGAAGAAAGGAAGUCUGAUCUUUCUAUUAUUGGAAAAACUUGGGGAUGAAAACGGGGUCUGUAAACGACACAAUUAUUAAAUCUGCUUGGGAAAAAGGAUAACCGACGGCAUUUUUGAUGAC
Meloidogyne enterolobii is the source of this 499-nucleotide messenger RNA. Lineage: Eukaryota; Metazoa; Nematoda; Chromadorea; Rhabditida; Meloidogynidae. The record is from the annotation of a GenBank genome assembly.